UACCCUAUAUAAGGUUUGCGCUCUCCCAUCGUUACUUGGUUGUUCCCCAAUUCGGGCAACUUCUCCGAGACUUGGCAAACCGCACACCCUCACAAGUGAGCGCAAAACCUAGCCCCGCCGACGAGCAGCAGCAGAUCAGCGCAGAUUCAGCAGGAAGACUUCGCCGAGAUCCAGCAAUCCGCAAGAACAAGAUCAAUCUAAUAUCGAUUGAAGUCCAUCGUCGAGCACGAAGAUUUCUCAUCUAACUCUAUCAACAAGCCAGAUUCACCCAACUGCGCCGACAUCGUAGAAUGGUAGAGAGUGAACCCAACUCAAAGCACAAUCAUAAGUGUGAUGUAAAAGACGAGCGGCUAAACGGCUGUGGCUCAAAGGAUCUCGAACUUGCCCGUAUCGGAACAAAGGGCAAGACCCUAGAUCCAGAGAAAGGAUCGUUCGUUAAAGCAGACUUCGAGAAGGCCAUUGAACUUACCGACUAUGGCAAGUUUCACUACUUCCUCCUCACGGUAUGCGGCUUCGUCAGCACCAGCGAGGAGAUGGACGUAAUCUCUAUGUCCUUCAUCCUCCCAAGUGCACAAUGUGACUUGAAGCUCGAUACCCAAGCCAAGGGAUGGCUCAACUCGAUCAUCUUCAUCGGUAUGAUGGCGGGGGCGUACGCCUGGGGCUCCGUCGCGGAUGCCUUGGGUCGUCGUAAGGUUCUGAUCGCCAUUUCCUUCACGAACGCCCUUUGCAUCGUAGCGUCCAGCUUCAGCCAGUCCUAUGAACUCUUCAUGUUCUUUCGUUUCCUCAACGGCGCUGCCCUUGGAGGCAGUGGCCCGGUCAUCUGGUCCUACUUCGCAGAGUUCCAGCCAAAAUCUAAGCGAGGCUCGAUGCUGUCCUUCAUGGCUGCCUUCUGGACGCUUGGAAAUCUUUUCGUUGCUGGUUUAGCAUGGUCAAUCAUCCCUAAUGACAUCGGUAUCACGAGUGUAGCGUUCACUUAUAAUUCCUGGCGAAUCUUCCUGCUGAUCUGCGCUGUUCCAUCGUUCAUCGUCGCGGGGCUGCUACUGCUGCUCCCUGAAUCCCCCAAAUACCUCUUGUCUUGCGGAAGAUACGAGGAGGCACUCGAUAUUUUCCGCGGGAUUUAUGCCAUUAACACUGGUAAACCUCGUGACAGUUACACGGUCAAAGAAUUGAUUUUGGAUGACUUCCGUGAACCGGAACAACCAACAAAAAAUGGCAUCGAGAAGAACAAAUGCAAAACAAUGCUCAGCGAUAUUGUAGACAAUAGUAAACAACUGUUCAUUUCACCGAUACUUCGCUUCACCAUUAUCUCCAUCAUCAUCAACUUCACCUUUCACAUCGGUUAUUAUGGUCUCAUGAUGUGGUUCCCCGAACUGUUCAAUCGUUUUGACGAGUUUCAUCGCGAUCAUCCUGGUGAGGUCGCCUCCAUAUGUCAGGUGACCGAUUACGUCGUUCAAAAGGGUUCUUACAACGUCGAGAAUCUUUGUUCGGACAAGAUUGGUGCCUCCGUUUUCAUGGAAUCGCUGAUUACUGUGGCGUCCGCCAUCCCAGCGAAUAUCAUCGCCGUUUUGGGAAUGGACCGUCUGGGUCGUAAAUUCUUCCUUGUGUUUAGUACAUUGUCGUCAGGACUGUGUUCGAUAGGAUUGUACUUUGUGUACAACAAGCAGCACAACCUCAUCGUUUCAGCAUUCUUCAGCGGUGUGAUAAGCUGUGGUAACGCAGCCUUAGACUGUCUCAUAACAGAAGUUUUCCCAACACACCUGCGUGCUACAGGAAUUGCAAUUUCCAUGGUGGCAGCGCGUCUUGGUGGAAUUAUUGGAAACAUAGUGAUAGCUCAACUUCUGGAUAUGUACUGCCCUGCACCAACUUUCAUCGUUGCUGCUCUCCUGAUUGGUGGAGGAUUAUUGUGCUUAUUUUUACCAAACACAACACGUGAACCACUUUCUUGAUACCAGUGGAGAAUUACAUCAGGGCUGACUAAUCAAUGUGCAAUCACACAUGCAUUCAAGUUGACAAACUUGCAAAGUCUUAAAGCAACACAUUACACAUCCAUGCGUUUCUGCUCACAUUCAGUUCAUAAACAAUCCAUUGUAAACAGCCUAUCAAUUGAGCUCCACAUUCCUAUUUUACAUAUCAAGUUCAAAUGGCAAUAAAGUAGUAUUAGCGAUUAGAACGUGUAGUACAUAGUAGAGUAUAUUUUGGAGAGUACAUAUAUAAUACGAAUGUGAAUUCGUAUGACACUUUCUUUAUAAGAAGACAAAGAUUUCACAUAAUUUCUAUGUAUUUUCACGUAUUAAUAUUCAAUAGAACAUUACGUCCUGAAUAUGUGUAGAUUUUGUACACUGACAUUAAAUGUUAAAUGUAGAUGUGUAUUCCAUUAUAUUUACAAUAUUUUGCCAUGUACUUUUGUACCUUUGUUCAUAUUUUAAGUACAGCCAUCAAUGUUAUAUGUUGUGUACCCUCGUAUAUUUGUAAUAUAAAAUGUAACAAUUGCAAGGCAUUUGAAAUGUAACAACGAAAAACAGUAAAGUUUUAAUGAGAAAUA
Molecule: messenger RNA, 2542 nt
Organism: Megachile rotundata (alfalfa leafcutting bee)
Lineage: Eukaryota; Metazoa; Arthropoda; Insecta; Hymenoptera; Megachilidae
Product: synaptic vesicle glycoprotein 2B
Biological process (GO): transmembrane transport
Cellular component (GO): membrane
Molecular function (GO): transmembrane transporter activity
Source: RefSeq, a predicted model, not a curated record